Messenger RNA from Callorhinchus milii (elephant shark), 1131 nucleotides. Its product is annotated as REST corepressor 2-like. Gene Ontology annotation, cellular component: transcription regulator complex; histone deacetylase complex. The record is from RefSeq and is a predicted model, not a curated record. The annotation marks the transcript as partial. Gene Ontology annotation, biological process: regulation of transcription by RNA polymerase II; negative regulation of DNA-templated transcription. Lineage: Eukaryota; Metazoa; Chordata; Chondrichthyes; Chimaeriformes; Callorhinchidae. Gene Ontology annotation, molecular function: transcription corepressor activity. The transcript has 7 exons.
CCAGAUAAGCUGAUAUCCAGUCUGGUGAAAUAUUAUUAUUCCUGGAAGAAAACUCGCAGUCGAACGAGUGUGAUGGACAGACAAGCUCGCAAACUAGUUCACAAGAAAGAGCGAGAGGACAGUAAUGAUGAACUGGAGGACGGGGCUGUACCCAUCGCUGACGACAGCGAUUACGAACCUGACGUGAAACGAGAGGCCGGAGAGAGUGAGAGACGCAGGCGCCCCGGGGAGCUGAGACCGGUGAACGGGAAGACGGUGCUGGUGAAGCGCGAGUCCCAGAGCAGCCAAUACCGGCACCACCCCCCGCGCUCAAAGCGACGCCCGCCCAGAGACAUGUACCUGAGCCAAGAGGAAGUGGCCGGAGUCUCCGCCAACCCCAACGCCUCCGGCAUCUCCCUCCGGCAGCUCGACUCCCAGCUCAUCUCCAUCAAACGCCAGGUACAGACAAUAAAGCAAAUUAACAGUUCGUUGAAACAGACCUUGUGUGGAGGGAUUGACAAGCUGAGACCGCCCGAGCUCAUCCCCAAAUUCAACUCCCGCUGGACAACAGAGGAGCAACUCUUAGCUGUUCAAGGAAUCCGGAAAUACGGCCGGAAUUUCCAGGCCAUUGCGGAGGUGAUCGGGAACAAGACGGUGGCUCAGGUCAAGACCUUCUGCAUCAGUUACCGGCGACGCUUCAACCUGCAUGAGGUCCUCCAGGAGUGGGAGGCGGAACAAGGCCCCCCUGGCAGCCUGGGGGAGGAGCUCGGGCUGGGGGAGGGGCUGGGCCUCGGGGAGGGGCUUGGGGGGGGCAAGAGCCCCAGCCCCUCCCUCGCCAGCAGCGAGGGCGAGGAGGACCAAGAGACCGAGGAGCCGGAGGAGGAGAUUCAGCUGCUGCCAUUGGCUGUCCCGUCGGCCCAGGUUUCUCUGACUCCGCCCCCCCUGUCUCAGCCCCCACCCCUUCUACGGCCAGUCCUGCCCACGGCCCCCGCACUCCUCCGCCAGCCGCCCCCCCUCCAACAGGGCCGCUUCCUCCAAUCCCGGCCCUCCCUCAACCAGCCCCCUCCCCCCCUCAUCCGGCCGGCCAUCGCCAGCGCCCGCCACGCCCCCGCCCCCUCCUCCCCUCCCUCAGCGCCCACCUCCCCACCCUGA